Oncorhynchus keta (chum salmon) is the source of this 5387-nucleotide messenger RNA. RefSeq lists its product as uncharacterized. The coding region runs from base 1503 to 4802 and encodes 1099 amino acids. NCBI's taxonomy places the organism in Eukaryota, Metazoa, Chordata, Actinopteri, Salmoniformes, Salmonidae. Gene Ontology annotation, biological process: signal transduction. The record is from RefSeq and is a predicted model, not a curated record. The transcript has 15 exons.
AGAAGAAACAUGUGCAAUAUCGCCUGUAUACUAAAAGUAACGUAAUAUGCAGGCUAAAUCUAUGUCCAUAUUAAAAGCACUAGAGUACAAAGAUUGAAUUAGUCAGUGGGCGCAAACAUAUUCUCAAAUCGGGCAGAACGAGCCAGUGCAGCUCAGAGGCGUGUGCGCAGCACUGCAAUGGAUUUGGUUCCUAUUAUCACCUGUAGGGCUGCACGCGCACCACCCUGAGCAGUCUGGGCAAGGCACAGAUCAUAUCUGCUAAAUAUGAUAGUGUGAUAAGAUAUUACCUGUCCAACUCUAAGGGCCGUAAUUCAAUCAGCGCCCGGUUUCCCAAAAGCACUUGAAGGCUAAGUACAUCGUUAGAGCUUCGUUACAUCUCCGAGCUGUUUCCCAAAACAAUCGUUAAAUUAGCUAGCAAGUGCAAGCUAAAUUGCCAUACAUGUUUAAUGCUUUUCGACCUGUCCCCAAAUUCAGAGUUUGUUUUGAUAUUUUAACCUGCGUGUUGUGAUCGCGUUUAGUGUUGGGGAACAAAAUGAAUUAAUGCACGCGCGCAGCCGGUUUGGGUUCCGUGUAUAACGCUUGCCUCAGACUACCCAUAUAAGUGCAUUAGUGAAUGCUUUGUUGCCCUCCGGCGUCACAUAUACAUAUUUAGAUCUCCGCUAAACAUAACAUCACAUGGUUUAUUUGUCUCUCUGGACCACGGAUAACUUCAGAACAAAGUUGCCAAUGUCUUUGCAAUUGAUACAAACAAGCGAUGUAUAAAAUAUGCUUCAAAUGAAAACAGAAAUAAAAUAUAGGAUUUCAAUCAUAUUGAAAUACGUUUAAUGUUCAAUUACGUUAUAUUUUUCUACUUGUAGGCUGUAUGUAAUUCGUCUCAAUAUAUUUCAUGAUGUGUAGCUUAGCAUAGUUAAAACAUUCCUAAGCCUAAAUUCCAAACUAUCGGGAAAUUGGUCUCGGGCCUGUCAACUGACCUGUAUCCGUACAGCACUAAAAUACAUCUUUUUAGUCAGGAGCAAAGACUUGGCCUCAGAUUGUGAGCUCAGAGAAGAGAACAGAAGAGCAAAGUGCAGUGAGGAAGUCAGAACCAGAAGAUGAGUACAGCUCCACAGAGUCAGCAAGAAAAUUAGUAUGAGGACGUCUGUCUGCGCAGUGCAGUGCACCUUGCCUUUGUCUCCCCGUCUUUUCCGCUUGCAGCAAGAAAGGACCAGUCUUACAUUUUGCUAGUAAAGGCAGGGGGAAAGCAUUGCAGUCUACAAGAACAGACGUCUCUGUGAACCGUGCCCAUCACACCUACAGUACGCCUUAUUUGGGCACAGGAGACCGGAAGUAUCUAAUUUGAUGGCGGCGGGAUGAAAGGCUCAAAGACGUGCAACAACGUAGGCUACAUCAUUUCUCUACCUAGCUCUGACGAAAUGUCGGUUUUUAAUAGUGAUGGAGUUUUCAAAAGCCACUACUUUCAACUUAUUUAAUUUUUAAAGAAGACAUCCUAACUGGAUCUACCAAUGCCAAACCCCAUGGACGACCGUCUGCGCGUGGUGGCGGUGGUACACGCUUUGAAAGCAUCUGGAGUUCGCGUGAAAAACUGGAAGAACUUCUUGAAUGGGCCAUACACGAGCGACCCUGUCAGACAGGAGAACCAAUCUAAAUUUGCUUUUGGUCGGGACCUGAUACUGCUGCCACAGUGUGAUUUAACUGAUAUGAGUGGGACAGUGCCAAAGUUCUUGGUGGAUGCCUGUGAAUUUUUAUCUCAGCAUCUUCAUACUGAAGGGCUGUUUCGAAAGACCGGGUCGUUUAGCCGGAUGCGAGCUCUGAGGGCUGACCUGGAGCAGGGGGAGCCAGUCUUUUCUCUGCCACAUUCAGCCACUCUGCAGCCCUGUGAUGUGGCGUCUCUUGUGAAGCAGUUCUUACGGGAGCUGCCCUCGCCCCUCAUCCCUAUGGAUCUACAGGUGCCACUGUGUCGUGCACAGGGCUUCGACGAGGAGGAGGGUCGGCAGGAGCAGGUCGAGGAUGGAGCUCUUCUUCUCACAGCCCUGUUCCCCCCGUCGCAUUCACGGGCCCUCCGAUACUUCUGCACCUUCCUGAGACAGACGGCUCAAAGAUGUAAAGAGAAUCGUAUGGAAGUGGGCAAUCUGGCUCUUGUGAUUGCACCUAAUCUGCUACAUUGUCCAGCUGGGGGCUCUAAACUGACCGCAGGUACAGAGAGACGACUGCAUAGACAAGCAGCAGUGAUCAAGAAACUCAUAAUACAUGCUGAUCGCAUUGGUGUUGUCCCCCCUUCUAUUAUGGACAUGGCAACAGUAGCAGAGUCCUCCACACCCCCAGUUGAUGGGGGGAGGUUUCAGGAGAGGGCAGGACUUGGUGUGUAUAGACUUCUAGGACAUCAAAGGAGGCGCAGUGUUGGAGAGAUAUUUGUGGAUGCUCUCAGUAAAUUGAAGACAGGCCGCACUCACACUGACCUUUUACAUCCCCCAGACAGUCAGCAAAAUACAAAGGCCGCUCACCACAACACACCUGAAUUACCAAUCACAUCUAAACGAAAGUCGACUGAAGAUCCUGUCCCUGAUGUUGAGAGCUCUGCUAAAAAAAGACGCUCUAUCCAUGACCUUAGAGAAGACAACCAAUCCAUGAGCAAACAACCCUCCAAUGAUUCCGAGGCGGCAGUCGGCCAAAGCCCUACCCGUAGUCACACUUCUGUCCUGAGUGGAGUGGAGGGCAGUAGGGAGCACAAGCUCUCUGUCACUCUCACUGCCCCAGAGAAGAGGAGGAAUCACAAGAAAGAUUAUAAAACAUCAAACAAGCAUCCAGUGCAGGAGGCCAAGGCUCAUCGAAGGACAUCUCUUAGAUUUUUCAACAUGACAGUCUGGAGCAGCCCUGACCCUUCCCCCACAUCCAUUGGGAAUGACACUGAGAAUUGGAUCAUGGGCAGUAUAAUGGUCACUGAUGGUAUGACUGAAGCAUCCAGCUCUGAGGUUGGACCAUCUAGGAUUCCUGUCAUAAUGACUGAUGGUAUGACUGAACCAUCCAGGAUUCCUGUCAUAAUGACUGAUGGUAUGACUGAACCAUCCAGGAUUCCUGUCAUAAUGACUGAUGGUAUGACUGAACCAUCCAGGAUUCCUGUCAUAAUGACUGAUGGUAUGACUGGACCAUCCAGGAUUCCUGUCAUAAUGACUGAUGGUAUGACUGGACCAUCCAGGAUUCCUGUCAUAAUGACUGAUGGUAUGACUGGACCAUCCAGGAUUCCUGUCAUAAUGACUGAUGGCCCAGGACAAGUUCUAGUGGGGAGUGAAGUGGAGGAUGACCCUGAUCUGCCAAAUUACAGCUGUGCUGAAAAUCCCGACCACUUCCUGGAUCUCGCGACAUUGGACUCACCUUCCAGGACACAAGCUGGGGAAUCAUGUGAAUGCUCUGGUGUCAAGUUGGAAAACGAGACGAUAGAGGAAACCGUUAGACAGUAUGAAACAAACCAUGUAUUGAGGGAUCCAGAGCAGGUUGGGAUAAAAGAGGACCCUGAAGACGUGGGUCUAAGUAAGAAGCAGUCAGAAGUGGAUAUAUCUGUCAGUCAGAAGCCCCGUCACCCUCGUCGCUCCAUCAGUAUGCCAGAGGUGACAUUCGACCAACUGAGAAUUCAAGAUAAAAUUUACAAGAAAGAGAAAACAGAUUGGAUGAUCGAGAAAGAAGAUGGAGUCUCUGGGGACACACUUCAACUGCCGGUGAAGAAAGAGAAGAUGACAGAGUCAGGACUGGGUUUUAAGAGGACACACAUGUCUGUAGCAGAGCGCAUCAGGCGGUUUAACGCUCUGACAACGCUUCUCCGUAACCCCAGGGUUCCUCCAAGGCCCCCUGAACCUCAGCUCAAUGAUGUCCUGCAUGAGAGUCAGCGGGAGGGGGGUCAGCGGAGCGUUGUACGUCUGCGCCGGCAGGGAGCACGGCGGUUUGGACGCUCCAUCAGCCAUGAUGGUGUUCCCGGACCUUGGCCAGGACAAGCCUCUAAAAAUCAUCAAGAGGUGCCAGUGGUUGUUCAAAGCCUCAGUGAGCCAGUCCUAUGUCCACCUCCAGAGCCAACUCCUAGUGUUUAUCAAUUUGCCCAAGAAGGACAGUGUGAAAUCCAACAUACUCAUCAACUACAACAGGAACACCUCAUGCAGACCAUCCAGGAUUUGUGCGCUCCUCCGUCACCCAAUCCAAAGCAGAACAAGGAAUCCUGCCAAGUGACGUUUAAAGAAUCACAAUUGAAUCUCAAAGAAAGACAAUUGGAACCGGUGGAGGAACAACCUAAGGAGUCAGAGCUACAUGAUCUGCUGGAGAUGCACUUGAAUACAUGCAAUCCAAAGGAGGAGCAAGACCAACACCUCACAGUUCCAACGCAGGUGAAUAGACCGUUUCUGACCGACACCGUCUUAGAUGUUCCACCUCAGACCAUGGCCCCCCUACAGCAGGAGUCCAAAAGUACAGAAGUCAAAUUCCCUCUCCCUUUUCCCUCCAAGCCCUCCUCUCUCUCUCAAACAGAAACAUGCUCUCCCAUUCCCAGUGGACCCUCUCCCACACCAAUAGACAGAACAUCAACUGACCUCUACACUGCACACUUGGUGACUAACUGCUCCCCUUUCUCUGUCACGACCUUUGGCUUUAUAGAGAUAGACAUGGGGGUCAGUGAGAGUGAUGGGGGUUCUCUCCCCGUUGAACUCUCUCCAUCACCAGCCUUGCAGUUCAAGCUCCCGGCCACCAAGAGACGCUACAGAGACUCGCCCUGCUGGCCCGUCCAUGAGAUUAGCAUGGCCACAGGGGACCCAUUGCAGAUCUGAGGGGUACAGGACCGACUAAAUGGUACUCCGUAACUAGCGCAUUGGUCUUGAGUAGUAGGGUUUACAAAUGGGAAAAUAAGAUCACUCGCACAAAGAAUGCCAUGUGUUUUUAAAAGUUUUUUUAAAAAUGUAAUUUUCUGUUAUGCCAAUAUAGGUUAUACUAGAAAAGUAGUAUUUUAAAGCGGCAGUCAACAGUAGAACAAUAACAAAGUGGCCUCCCUGUUUCGGUAAAAAUCUGAGGGAUGGGGCUGGAGAAAUGUAACCACUCUCAAAUGUAUCGACAAAGCUAUGGAUGCAAGUCCUGCCUGUCCAUAAUAUAACAAUUAUAGUUUUAACCAAGUAUUGAGACUAUAUCGUGUUUGUUUACAUUGUUUUUCAAACAUUGGAGUAAAAUAAGCUUAUUUUGGGUUCUGAUGGUGUACAAAUGUUACUAAGCUGUCAAUCAAUAGGUAAAUAUCAUUAUUAUAUUAUGUAGCAACUGCUGAUUGCAGAUUUUAUUAUUGUCAAGUUGCGUUUUACAUAUCUGACUAUAUAUAAUUUGUGUAAAUGUAUGUAUUUCAGUUUGAAUAAAAUAAUGUAUUUUAA